UGAAAGUAGUAAGUAACGUAGUGUGAUUCGAUUACAAAAAUCAUUUAAUCCACCAAUUUUCCCAAAAAUAAAAAACCAGAUGUUUAUUUAUUACACGAUAUAAUUAGAACUUCCUUUUGACAUUCGACAAGUGCUCGUACUAUCGAUAGAAGUCCUUCAAAUCCAAGCGAAAUUAUCUCUGCCUGUUGCAGAUUGCAGACAGUUCAGUCGAUCUACGCGUUUUGUGUACUAGCGUUCCUCAUUUUUCGAUGUUACACGCAUAGCGGUAUCUUAUGCAUUUUAAUUGAUUCGACUUUUACCAUUUACUGAUAUUCGUUCUGUCGUAUUGAUCAUGGAUGAUCAAAGUAAGAAGUUUCUUAUAAGAGACUUGGACCAAUUGAUCGACAAGCAUUUGCCCUGUGAUCAGUCACGUAUAGUGUCUACAGAAUAUUCGAAUUUUAUAGCUCUGGAUGAUUAUGGAUGCAUGGGAAUGACAUUAGAGUUUGUAUUAAUCAAUACUACCACUGGUGAAGAAUGGACAUUGCAUACUAUAGCAAAGAAGAUAUCCGAAAAAAACGACGUUAAAGACAUGUUCAAUGUCAAAACAACGUUCAAAAAAGAAAUAGGACUGUACAUGAUAGCCAGAAAUGCUCUUAAUAAAUUUUUAAAAUCAAAAGGAGAGGAUGCUAUCGAAUGUAUUUCAACACCUUUUGGAGGAAGAUUCAAUCUAAAUGGUUUCUGCAAUUCCGUGGACGAGGACGCAGUUCUCAUCUUGUCAAACUUGAAAAAAUACGGUUUCAGAAGGUUGGACCAAAGAAUCGGUUUGGAUUUGGAAUGCGCAAAAAUUGUGCUUAAGGCGCUUGCGCAUCUUCACGGUAGCGCGUUGGGCAUGAAAUUGCUAGAACCGGAAGCUUUCGAACAAAAAGUUAUGCCUUAUCUUUCUGAUUGCUAUAGUUCAAGAAGUUUUCAUAAAAUAACAAGAGACCAAAUGAUUGAAGUUUUAAAAGAAGAAAACUUUUCUUCCGAUAUAAUUAAAAGAGCUACAAUGACAUUUGACAGGAGAAGUAUUAAAAACAUAAGAGAACCAUGGGCCACCAUUACUCACAAUAAUAUAUGGGUAAAUAACAUCAGGGUCAGAUACAAUAAUCGGCACGAACCUAUCUCAAUAAAAUUGAUAGAUUUUCGAAUUAGCGAAUACCAAUCACCAGCGAGAGACCUGCUAUUCUUCCUCUUCACCAGCGUAGAGUUGGAGACUCUUAGGAACAACCUAGACGAUCUCAUAGAUUUCUAUUACCACAACGUCAUUUAUCUACUCCAUAAGCUGCAACUAGAUACGCGGUACUUUACCAGAUGGUCGUUUAACGAAGAGCUAAGGAUUGCUGGCAGGCAAAGUGAGUUCUUCAAGAUCGUCUCAAGGCUUUACGCAGUUUUGGACAACGAGCCAGAACUUACACACGGAUCUCAAGGAAAAAUAGUUGAUGCGAUACACAGAGACAGAUUGUGUUACAUUGUUAGGGAGUUCGACAAGAGGAAUUGGUUAAGCAUUUAAGUAGAAAUGUAUAUCUUUUUUAUAUUUUUUUAUUAUAACUACAGUUAAGGCUUUCUGUUUAAUAUAAUAGUUUGACAAACAACAAAAUAAUAACA
Messenger RNA from Sitophilus oryzae (rice weevil), 1623 nucleotides. RefSeq lists its product as uncharacterized. The record is from RefSeq and is a predicted model, not a curated record. The coding region runs from base 332 to 1528 and encodes 398 amino acids. The transcript is spliced from 6 exons. Lineage: Eukaryota; Metazoa; Arthropoda; Insecta; Coleoptera; Curculionidae.